Drosophila biarmipes is the source of this 1002-nucleotide messenger RNA. Its product is annotated as thioredoxin domain-containing protein. Lineage: Eukaryota; Metazoa; Arthropoda; Insecta; Diptera; Drosophilidae. The record is from RefSeq and is a predicted model, not a curated record. The transcript has 5 exons. The coding region runs from base 65 to 976 and encodes 303 amino acids.
UCCGAUCAGCUUUGCUGGCCAGUGAUCAACUCCGCUCCUCCACAGCCACUUCCACAGCAAGACAAUGCUGCAGUUCAUACUCAUAGUGGUCUUAGGUCUAAGUCUGGGCAAUGCUGCGGGCCAGGAAUUGCGCCGUGUGGACGACACGGAGUUGAUUCAGCUCCUCACCGGCAGCAGCAAUGUGGUUGUCCUAUUCAACAAAAACAAUUGCCAGCGGUGCCUGGAGUACGAGAAUGUGGUCACGAAGAUACAUCCCCAGUUGGAGGAGACCUUGUCGGCCAUAGUGGUUCAGUCGGUGGACAGCAACCUCGUUUCCAUCUACGACCCCAGCAAGGAACCGGCUCUGGUCUUCUUCAGGCGAGGAAUACCCAUCCUCUACCACGGCGAGAUAAACGAUGACGAAAUCCUAGACUUCUUCAAUGACAAUUUGGAGCCAGCGGUCAAAGAGCUUUCCGACGACAACUUUGAGCAUCUCACGCAAGCCUCAUCGGGGGCCACCACCGGAGACUGGUUUAUCUUCUUCUCUUCCGCCGAGUGUACCGUGUGUCAGCGGCUCUAUGCCGUCUGGGAGUCGGUGGGCGGAAAGCUCAAGCGAAAGUUGAACAUAGCCCGCAUGAACAGCUUGGAGUCUGGAAUCUCAACGGCCAAGAGACUGGGAGCUUUGGCCUCGCCGGCUUUUAUUUUCCUGCGCCAGGGAAAGAUGUAUAAAUACACGUCCAAGCAAUACACUCCCGAGGCCUUUGUCCAGUUCGCCGAGAAGGGCUACCUAACCCAGAGCCAUCCUGAGCCGGUGCCAGAAAUUCCCAGUGCCGUGAACGAGUUUUUGGGACCUCUGCAGAGUUAUUUCAAAUCUGAAAACAUAACUUCCCUGGCAACCUUGGGCAUUGUGGCUCUGGUGGCCAUCAUAUUUGUCACAAAGAAGGUGGCCAAAAUAUUCAGUGCAGAACCAGUAAAAACGAAAAAUAAAUCGAAAUAAACUAUAUAUUUUUACUAAAACAAAAA